UUCUCUUCCUCUCACAGCCGCUUCUUUUCGCCCUCUACUCUUCCUUCUGAUUUCAAUUUUGUAAACAAAUAAAUAAAAUAAAAUAGGCCUGAUACCGCUAUCUCAGAGCUGCUCCGGCCGAAUCGAAUCCGUUGCAGAUUUUGUUGAUUUUCGUCAAAUGUUAGCUGGGCCUUUUCUUUUCGUCGGACAGGGAGAUUGAAUUUGGGUAUUGUUCACGCCUCAAUUUAUUUUUCAUUUUGGCUUGUGAUUUAUGGAAGGAUGAAAGGUAUUAGAGACUGGGUUUUCACUCAAGUUUUGGCCUCUUCUAGACCACUGUCCGGCAGCGGUGGUUUCUUUCCUGAGGCUCCUUCGUCUCAAGAAUUUGAAUCAGAAGAUCAAGGUUCAUCUCAGACCAGCAGUUCGGUAGCAUUGUCUGUGCCUCCUUAUAUAUCAUCCUCUUCUGGUAAUAUUCAUGAUAAUGACCCUUUUAUUUCACGGCAGCAAGUCGUAGUUGAAGGUUCUAAUCUAUCACAUAGUGGUCCUAGUAGAAAAAAGAUGGACCCAUUGGCUAAGAUUGAGAAACUCCAAAUUACAUUCUUGCGUCUUCUCCAACGUUUGGGGCAACCUCAUGAUAAUCUUCUGGUGGCAAAAGUUUUAUAUAGGAUGCACCUGGCAACAUUGAUACGAGCAGGGGAAUCAGAUUUAAAAAGAGUGAACUUAAGAAAUGAGAGAGCCAAAACAAUAGCAAGGGAACGGGAGGCAUCUGGUCUCCAAGGGUUAGAUUUCUCUAUUAAAAUACUUGUCCUCGGCAAAACAGGAGUUGGCAAGAGUGCAACCAUAAAUUCUGUGUUUGAUCAACCUAAAACUGAGACCAGUGCAUUUCAACCUGCCACUGAUUGCAUUCGAGAGGUCACGGGAACUGUUCAUGGGAUUAAAGUAACAUUCAUUGAUACCCCUGGUUUUCUACCUUCAUCUACUAGUACAAUGAGAAGGAAUAGGAAAAUUAUGCUGUCUGUGAAGAAAUUCAUUAGAAGAUCCCCACCAGAUGUUGUUUUAUACUUUGAGCGGCUUGACCUCCUCAACAUGGGUUAUAGUGAUUUCCCCCUUUUGAAGCUUAUGACUGAAGUUUUUGGUAAUGCAAUUUGGUUUAACACUAUCCUUGUCAUGACACAUUCUUCUUCAGCACUUCCUGAAGGACCUAACGGGUAUCCUGUCAAUUAUGAAUCCUAUGUGAACCAUUGCACUGAUUUAGUGCAGCAAUAUAUACACCUGGCAGUAUCUGAUUCAAGGCUUGAAAACCCUUUACUUUUAGUGGAAAAUGACCCUCAGUGCAAAAGAAAUUUCAUAGGGCAAAGCAUACUUCCAAAUGGACAGGUUUGGAAAUCUCGGUUCUUUUUAUUAUGCAUAUGUACCAAGGUUCUUGGUGAUGCCAACAAGCUCUUGGAGUUUAAAGACAGUAAUGAAUUAGGACAAUUAAGUAACAAUCAGUUGCCUUCUCUGCCUCAUCUUCUCUCAACUUUUCUACAGCAUCGGUCAGUAUCAAAUCCAGCUGAACCAGAAAGUGAACUUGAUGAGAUUCUGCUCUCAGAGGAAGCAGAAGAGGAGUAUGAUCAAUUGCCUUCAAUUCAAAUCCUGACGAAGUCUCAAUUUAAAAAAUUGACUAAAUCACUGAAAAAAUCCUAUCUUGAUGAGCUGGAAUACAGAGAGACUCUUUAUUUGAAGAAACAGUUGAAAGAAGAGUGCCUUAGACGGAAGGAGGGCAAGCUCUCCAAAGAGAAGAGCUCUGAAGGUAAUGAUGGUGAUGAUACUGAUAACAAGGUAGCUCCAGAGGCUGUCCAAUUACCGGAUAUGGCAGUCCCUCCAAGUUUUGACUCAGAUUGCCCCAUACACAGAUACCGCUGCCUUGUCACAAAUGACUUAUGGCUUGCGAGACCUGUUCUCGAUCCCCAUGGAUGGGAUCACGAUGUUGGAUUUGAUGGAAUAAACUUGGAGACAGCUUUGGAAGUGAAAAAGAAAGUUUUUGCUUCAAUUGCAGGACAGAUGAGCAAGGACAAGCGCAAUUUCAGUAUUCAUUCUGAAUGUGCAGUAGCAUAUGCAGAUCCUGUCUGGCCAACUUAUUCUUUAGGACUUGAUGUUCAGUCUACUGGUAAAGAUCUUAUGUAUAAUGUCCACAGCAAUGCAAAGCUGAGGAGCCUCAAGCACAAUUUCACUGAUUGUGGACUCUCUGUGACAUCAUUUCGAAACAAGUAUUAUGUUGGUGCUAAGCUUGAGGAAACCAUCUUGGUGGGGAAGAGAAUGAAGUUUGUUAUGAAUACUGGGUUAAUAGAGGGUUCUAGACAAGUGGCAUACGGUGGGAAUUUUGAAGCUUCUUUUAGGGGGAGGGACUACCCUGUGAGAAACGAUCAUCUUAGCCUGACUAUGACAGCUCUCUCAUUUAAAAAAGAGACAGUACUUGGUGGUGGUUUCCAGUCCGAGUUUAGGCCGAUUCGAGGUAUGCGGCUUGCUAUUAAUGGCAAUAUAAAUAGCCAGAAAAUGGGGCAAGUUUGUGUGAAAAUGAGUAGCUCUGAUCAUGUGGAGAUUGCAUUGGUUGCUGUCUUUUCAAUUUUCAAGGCCCUUUUGCAUCGAAUGGCCACUGAAAAUGGAGAUAUUGAAGCAUUGGAGGGUGCCUAAGUGCCAGAAUAUUUUGCUGCAACAGAAAGACUGGUCACGAAAACGUUCUAUAUCUCGAAUGCUCUUUUCAUCCAAACAUAUGAUAUUGUUUGCGGGGUUUUUCGAGAUCUUUUUGGAUAUUGUUCGUGUUAGUUCAGAUAUGUAGGAAAAAAGACAAGGUGUUGGAUGUUUGUCCCACUGCUAGCUCCACUAUGCUGAGGAGGUGAUGGUAUUUGAGUACCCAGUAGAGCUUCCAUCCAUGUCUGCUGAGGUCAGUGUCAAACAAGGCCAUAGCUGUACAGGAAUUCAUGAUAAAUGAGGGUUUUGUAUUGUGAUUCAUGGAAUAAACCAUAAUAGUUUAUAGUUGUAAAAGAUUGAACAUAACUCUUUAAUUUUGAUC
Hibiscus syriacus is the source of this 3028-nucleotide messenger RNA. RefSeq names its product translocase of chloroplast 90, chloroplastic-like. The record is from RefSeq and is a predicted model, not a curated record. Gene Ontology annotation, biological process: protein targeting to chloroplast. Gene Ontology annotation, molecular function: GTP binding; GTPase activity. The transcript is spliced from 4 exons. The coding region runs from base 259 to 2649 and encodes 796 amino acids. Lineage: Eukaryota; Viridiplantae; Streptophyta; Magnoliopsida; Malvales; Malvaceae. Gene Ontology annotation, cellular component: chloroplast outer membrane.